GCUACUGUUAUGCAAGUGAAUCCGGAUCCUUGAGAUUUUCAAGCAGUUAGAGCUGUCAGAUUAUCAUCUGGUGAUAGAUUAAAGACCACAUCACAGUAAGGUUGAUCUUCUAGAGGUUGCAAUGUCUUUACGAACCAGGAUCAAUGGUUUCACUGCCUGGGUAAAUCUCAGACUGUCACCUUCUGGUCACUUCAUGCAUAACAUCCUGACAGAUUUACUGAAGGGAUACAACAUGAAGGUGCUUCUUGAAAGUAAGUGUCACUUCCGGUGAAGGUUGGAGAUAAGCAUACAAUGUAGAGAUGGUGCACAGUCACAUUCACACCAGCUCAGACAUUCUUAUGUCUGGGCCAGCCAUAGGCAUAUUAAUGCCACUGAGUUAGUGCAGUGCACUUGUCCGUUGUGCCGCAGGCUGUGGGCUCAAAACUCCACCACACCAACUCUUGUGGUUUUGAAAUAAAUAAGGAGAUAGUACUGCUUUUAAGGCUUUGACUUUCUAGUCUUCUCAGAUAAGGAUGAUAAAGCAUAUAUACCUGUAUAUAAUGAACUGUAAAUUCAAGCAUGUCAAGCCCAUAAUCUCAUUUGCUUGUCAUCACCCUUGUCUUCUAGGUUUAACUGGAAAGCCCCUGGAAAAACUGCAAAGUUUUGAUGGGUAUGUGGAAAACUCAAAUUGUUAUUUUCUCCUUGUACAGUGUAGAAUGACUUAAUGUGCUGCAAUAAUGCUGACCCGUAGUAGUAAAGGCUCAUUCUAUCUAGCAAUGGAUUCAGACUCGUAAUCAGAAGUACAGAGCAUUAGGAUCUAACAAAGACAUCAUUUCUAUAAUCAGAGUCAGAAGCAAAAGUGGACAUGCAUUGUGAUUGGUCCCUUCACUAAAUUAGUUUUCACUUGCUUAUAAGGGGCAGAGUCAUGAAUUAUGGAAUUAGCUGCUGAAUUUGAGUGUAAGGAACUCCUGUCUUGCAGACACCAUGCUAUUAUUGACAUCCCCAUGAUACAGACAGUAAUUACUGUAACCUUAGCAAAAAUGAAUUACAGAUGUUACUGAAAUAAGCUCUUGCUAUUAAAGAAUCGUGCUUCCACUUGCAGGAGUCCUGAUCAAGAAGUGUCCUCAAUAAAGGGACUUGACUCAGUGUGUUGCUAGUUAAAAUGUCUUUUCAUAUUUUGUAGUACAACAAAAUAUUGUUACUGGUGUCAAAUUUUAUUUUCUAGGUUAACCCAGCAGCAAAAGACUACAAGAGUUGAGUGGAUUGUUAAGGAGCUAAAGCAUGCGUGAGUUAAUAAUUAUUAAUUAUAAUUAGUCUCAGCAAGCAUCCUCAAAGAUACCCAAUGCUUUAUUUGAAAACUGCUCACUUUAUUGUCUGUGUGGACAAGUAGUUUCUGUGCUUAAACAGGAUUUGUUGUUUUCCUAAACAAAUAAAAAUUUUUAUUUGAUUUCUUUACAGAAAGAUAAUCCCUAAGGACACAUAUGUGGAUUCUAGAAUGUUUGCCAUGCGGUGUGCAGAUCAGGUACAUGAAUCAUUAAGACUGAAAUUCUGCAUAUUAAAGCGUCCUCACUAUCAAGGUGCAGAGAAGAUGAACAUUAACCCAGUCCUAAUUUUCAGUAUUCAUGAACGUUUGUUUAGCGAGGCAUUAAAAAUGUUAAGAUUGCUAUAAAUCUUUAACAUUGCGGUAUGCUAAUUUCCUCCAUGAUGAUUGACAGGUAUUUGACUUAUUAUGGUGCUUGGUGUGUCAUGAUAUUUGGUUUGUCUGGGAGCGAUCAGAAUUCCUGCAACAGGCUGAGGGACAAACUCUUACAUCCAAGCCUUUCUCAGUAAGUAAAACAAGAGCCCUGUAUCUUAAUAUCAUAUGAUAAUUUAAUGUAAUCCCAAAGCUCGCAAUGCCAGUGGUGGACAAAACACUGACCCCCAGUCCAUGGGCUACCCCCAUGGACUGCCCAUAUGGACUACCCUAAAAUAGACUACACCACUGAGGUUUAGUGAUUAAGGAUAGGAAACUGAGUGAAUCAGGUUCCAUUUAGGGUCACUAUAUUGGGAAAACUGUCCUGAAACUUGAUUCACUCAGUUUCCUAACCCUAAUCACUUAGCUCCAGUGGUGUAGUCCAUUUCAGGGAAAACCAUGUGGGAAGUCGAUGGGGUACUUAUGGACUGGGGGGUCAGUGUUUUGCCCACCACCUUUAAUGCCAGUUACUUCAUAUACGAGGCUCAAAAAAAGUGCUGUCUGGUCACCAGGGACUAGUAGAAUUUCCUGCCAGGAAAGUAACUUUUCAUUCUCAUUUGCCUGAAGGUCAAGGGCCUAGGCAAGUUAUCUGCCCACUAAAUUAAAGUUGAAAAGUGAAUUUAUUUAAGACUUGUCUGGGAAAAGUAAAAUUUGAGAGAUUCUUUUCGUAAGGCUGAGCUGGAAUCCAGCUUUUCUUUUAAGCCCUGCUGUACAUGGCAGGUAUGGGGGAAGUAUUGUUGGGGUAUACUGAAUUUUAAUUUAUAUUCCAUUUCCAUUCUGUUUUCAAGUGGACACCCCCACCACCACCCCCAAAGACACCCACUCACAAGGUAGAAAAAUCCAUGUUGGCAGGAUUUGGUUCAAAAUCACUGAUUCAGACACCAAUUGGCACCCCAGAGGUAAGUCAGAACUGCUGAACGAAAAUAUAUUUUUUAUUUAAUAUUAUUAUUCUUCUGUAUUUUUAUAUUUGCUACUCUUCAUAUCAACUCAUAAGGGUCAAAUUUUCGAGUGUGUGAUAUAAUAUUUUACAAAUGUUAUUGUCAAACACUCAAAAUGUUGUCAAACUGAGUAUUGUCUGUUAAACCAUCUUCACAUUAUUAUUAUCGACUUGACAAAUGUUGCCAAGUCAAGUGGGUCACAACAUGCUCCACACUUAUGAAGGUUAAUUUUUAUCACUAAUAAAAGAGUUGGUUAUUAUGUUCUAAUUUCAAACUUCUUGCUCUUUUUCCAGCUGCCGUCUCCAAGCCCAACAAGCACUAGGUACUAUUGACAAACUUACAGAUGUUUUUAAUAAAAUAAAGUUGUUAGGUACUUCACUGUAACAGCGGAACUUCCACGCGCGCACGUGCUGCGGAGCCCCAUUACUAAGAUGAAUUGGAAACCUAUGAAAGCAAGAAAAUUUGGUUAUGACAUAGCAUACGCCUGCCCACCCACCUGUCCGUAGACACACCUCAUGUAAGCCGGUGCUGAAUGUCAUGUUAUUUAGGCGGGAAAGCAUACUAUAUGGCCACCCGCGUCUUGUGAAGCCAAGACAACAAAAGAGUCAAUACAGACAAAAAUGGAAAACGGAAAAUGUUUCUGUAUCCGUGUUGUGUAAAGUAUUAAGCUUAGAUUAAUAAUUGUGGUGUCCACAAAUUUGGAAUAUAGAGAGAGAGAAAGAGGGAGAAAAUGAGAUCGUAGGGCAACAGGCCAGUGAAGCGCAACAAGUAAAAGAACUAGAGCAAGAGAGAAAAAACAAAGGAGACAUUUUUUGUUGGAGGAACAACAUCAAAUUUUGUAGCGGCCAACAGGGUGAAAAUGAGCAACGGUGAAAAAACAAAGUGAACAAGAACACGUACUACACUUCCUUCAUAAAACGUGUAACCAGGAAGUUUUUGAAGUUUCACGUUGUAGUCGUGCAAAGCAACGGCAAAGAAAUGUACAAAAAAUUGUGCUGCACGUGCAAAGUUGCUUUUGUGCUAAUUAGGCCUAUUUUUCACCUUUCUCGUUGCCUUUGCUGCUUAGCAUUACACGAUUUUAUAUAUUGUUUGAGCAAUCUACAAAUAUUAUCCAGAGCUUCACUUUUGGUCGUGGCUAAAUCGAUAUAUUAGUGAUCAGUGAAAGACCAUUCAAUGUUUUUCUUUGUUAGUUCAAAUACUCAGUCAUUCAGAUCGUGAGGGUUGUCAACAAAGUCACCAAGGAUUUCUACCGAAAGGUCAAGGCUUAAUUCAUUAUUCCAGCUCUAAAACAGUAGUUUUUAUGAUUUCUUGUUACUAUUACUGUUCUUCCAUUGACCAAUAGCAGGUCAGAUGAUAUGGUAACCAAGCGCCGCAGAUCAAGGAAUUUUCCAUCACCCGAGUAUUGCAUUCUGGACAUGGUGAAUGCUCAUCUUAAAAUGAACAGAGAGGGACGCAAGCUUACAAGGGGAGUUUUGGUAGGUAUCACGAAGUUUGAGACUGAUGUUUAAAUUCUUUGUGAGUAACACAGGCAUUUUAGAAAAAAAAUCCAAGUUCUUCUAACAGGAGUCAAAAGUUCUGUUUCUAGUCCAGGUGCUCUUGACUAGUAUUCAGCUACAGAACACUGGUGGGAGCUAACAAAGUUUUUUUUCCUUUGAGUACGCGCGGUAAAUUGAACGUUUGUGAUCAAAUAAGUCGCAUGAUGAGUUCGCAGUUUGGCUUGGCAAAUAUGUUAUCUUAAGUACUUGUGUUUUUUUUUGUGAAAAUGUAGUCAUGUUUAUUUGAACGUUUGUUUGGGCUUAGUGGUCUAAAACAUCGAUCUUUUAUGUUCUAUCUUAUGCAGAGUUUAAGCGACCUAACAGACAGCAGGUAUGUAUGUGAAUACCGUUAGAAAACUCUUAUUCCAUGAAACAAAUAAUUUUCUUCAACUUUGUUGCUUUAAAGUUCCUUUAAGCUCCGUCACGACCAACGUCAAGAUAAGUAUAAUACACCGAGAUUAACUCUAAUUUGUUGAUUUUUUUUUUUUGUCAUUAGGGUGCUUUGUGCUCUUGUUAAUUCAUUUGUUCCAGAAACAUUCACCACGGAAGUCUUGCUAAAUGACAGGUUUGAUAUUAAGCGACUUAGAUUUAGUUUCAUAGGGCACACGAAUACUUUUUUGAAACUAAAUUAAGGAAAGUCUCCAAAACUAUUUACAACGGCCUUUUUUUCUUUACAGAUGGACAAUAAAUCUCGCCUUAACCACUGCAAAUCAGAUGUUCAAGUCCUCAAAUCCGUUCGACUCGCAAGAUUUGGUCGAGGUAUGUAAGUACUAAAAAUGUUGCGUUUCCUCGUGAGCAGUGUUACCCUGCGAAAAGAGGCUACAUUUUCGAGGUGUGAACUGUGAACUUUUCGAACGCCAGCUCAGGUAGACCAAUGAGUGAUGUAAUUCGUGAAAUUCGUGCGGAUAUAUUUCUUUGCGUUUUUAGCUGUUAUUCUUACAUGUAACUCUUAAAAAUAAAUAUUUCUGCUUAACGUCCUUUCCUAUUUCUCAAGCACGGUUUUUUUUUAAUUCUUGGUAGGGUGACAUCAUGUCCGUGUGUUGCUAUUUCGCCUUUUUCUUCAUGAGCGGAUACAAGUAUCGACAAUCAAGAGCAGCACUCAAACGAUUGGUGAGUAUGUUCUCCUUACAAGCACAGUGCAUUGUUUAGAAGAAGUCGGUUAGAAGAAUUUAGAGGCUCAUAUUAUAAGCAAUUUAACAAGAUAGGUGAGUAUGGUGCUUUUGACUCGGGAAAAAAAUGGAUAGGACAAGAGGACAAUAUUCCUCAAAGACUUUGUGGUGUAUUUUGUAGGAUGAACUGAAUGUUUUAAAAAUCGGAAUCAAGGACGAAAUGGAGCAGUUCCCAUCGCUUAUAACGAACGUGAAGGAUCUAAAAAGAAAGAAAGAAUUGGAAAAUCUGAUAUCAGUUUACGAUGAAGGUAGGUCUACUACCACGAAUAUUGUAAAGCGAAAAUAGGGUGCCAACAAAAGUCGUUAAGGUUUGAACCAAUCAUCAGCUGGCCAAUUCUCAAUGGUUUCAGUAUAGUCUUGUUACAUUCCAAGUUUUUUUUGUUCAUAUUCAAACUGAUCUGUUUUCAGAAAUUCAAUUCUUGGAGCAAAAUUAUGACAUCGUCAAGUGCAAUAUAUGGAUGAGACAAGUCGCGGAGAUACAGAAUAAGGUUAAAAAACUGGUGGAUUAUUUUUUCGUUUCAUCGGUUUAUCAUUCUUGAGUAUUAACUGCACUUUAAGACGUUUCGUUUAUACUUCAUUGCAGUGCAGAGCAAUAGUCGCGGAGAAAAUUGUUCAAAGAUUUGAUGUCGUCAAAGUCCCCAGGUACCGUAUGUUAAACGUAGCUGUGGUUGUAAAUUAUCAUUCUUUUGAAGUAUCAUUAUGCCUUUGCGUGUUUUUAUGCUUUGUCUGUGCUUAUAUACGCAAACAUUUAGUUUGUAGGUUGCUUUUAUCUUCCUUGUACUCGUUUUGGGUAGCUGUAACAAUUACGCACUAGUAAUAAGAACAACUUAAGGCCGGCUCUUAGCAGUCACUUUGUGUUAUCUGUUUGUUGUGGUUAAUAAUCGUUACGCCAAUAUAUAUAACUUGAACUUUUGCAAAUGUAGAAUUUUGAACUAGUUUUCUAAUUUGAUUUACUGCGUUAUAUAUUUAGCCCCUUCAGAGAUUUCAACCCUCCCGUUUUGGUUUCUCAGCCAUUUGUACCCUUUUGGCAUCCGACCAUGAGCCCGCGAUAAUUUUGGGCGCAGUAUUUCCAUUGACUGUGAUCUCAAAAUGCAGGAAAUGGCCCCCAGGACCCCCCUAUGAGGCUCGCACUUUCGGCGCUCUUGGGAGCGGCUAUGCCGCUCCUAAGACCUCCCUCUUUUUUAGUUCACAGAGUUGGAAUCUUUGCGGCCCUUUUUCCGCUAAGAAAUCAACUGUAACUUGGUUGGUAGAGUUUGUUUUUCACGCGCUUGCUACAAGCCGCUUGGUUUGCCUCGCGUUCUGAUUGUCUGUGCCUUUUGAGAAUGGCUAGAAUAGUUUCUAUGGCUACAGGUUAAUGACACCUAAGUGGACACCACUCUAUCUGUACGUUUUAUCAGGAGGCUAAAGGCCACUGGUUUUAUUUACUGUUGUUGUUGUUACUGUUAUUACUUUUCUGGCAGGAAUGUUACAAUUAAUGAUCUUGCAGUGGAUCUGAUUAUUAACCUGGUAAGCUUUUUCCGUUUAAUGUUUUCACUACCCCCUCACCCCACCCCCUCCCAAACUGAAAGAGACAAAUAUUUGAAGUAAUAAUAAUAAAAAAAAAACACAUUUAAGAAUCCUAACUUUUACAAGCGUGGCCGAAGAUUUGAACUUCGAACUACCAAGAUUAAAUCCACAGUAUGCCAUGUGUUAAUAUAUCAUACUAAAUUAAUGCAAAUAUGUGGGAAAUAGCCGACAGUCGAUAUGUCUUUAUUUUGCUAACUUAUUUUCAGAGCCUGACUUGUGGUACAGGAUUUUACAGUAGCAAGGUGCAUGAAACAGUUUGGAAAGGUCGUAAACUGGUUUUGAGAGACAAGGAAACAGGUUAGGAGAAUUUAGCUUAAUUACGAAGCCAUGACUACUUAACUAUACUCGUCUAGAAGUUCUAGAAGUUUUAUAAUAAGUAUUUGUUUUUGCAAAUUUAUUUUGUCUUUUUGUCAUAAUAGGGGAAUUUUUUGAUGACUUCUCUGGAAAUGCUGAUCAGAAAGGUAAUUCCCACCUAACUGUGCACUGCGUACUGUUUCUGGAGAUUUUUUCAGCUCAUCUAUUUGCUCCCAUUUUAGAAACGGUCCGACAAAUGCUUGGCUUGGAAGAAGAACAAGUUGCUGAGAUAAGUGGUGACAAUUCGAAAUAUGAGGUAAUGCUCAUUUUCCACCUCGAUUUACAUGUAUUAUUUUUUAUGAACUAUCGCCUUAUCUGAGAUCCCUGUGGCUGGUGACCUUAGCACCUUUUACCAACCGCCUCAUCCAUCUCAUUUUCAGAUAUAUUUUGAAAGCUCUUCAAGAAAUAAGACUUUGAAGGCUGGAUCCUGGUAUGUUAAAAGAUAACUUCUCUAAGGCAUGGCAAACAGCCCUUGUAAACAAAUAAUUCAAAUACAACAUAACAGGAUAAAAACCCCAACUGCCAGGAGGCAAUCACUUGGCUAUUUACAAGCGUGGCUGAGACCGCUGGAUUGCGAGUCCGACUUCCUGUCCCCUCUCCCUCUGCACGCUGCCUCCGAAUAAGGUGCUAACAAUGCUCUUAGCAAGGCAUAGAGCUGUUUGUGAACAGAUAUGGACAUUAUUCAACAUAAGAACAGCCUUAUUUUCAUGAACACUGAUUGUUAAAGUUGAUUUUCUUCAGCCUACAAUUGUGACAAUAACUUAGAAAAAAUAUACAAGUUAACAAUUAAAAUGGUUACCGUUAAGAGGAUUUCGAGCAAACUUCCGUUGGCAUUUACCCGGGCUGGCCGGCUAGUAUCAAUCGAAUUUUUAAUGCUUUCCGCGUAUAAAUGAUAUUGUCACCGUCAAUGGCUGACAGACCUUUUUCCUUUUUAAAAUGUCAUUUUAUUGCUAAGUUAAUAUUGGAAAGGCUGGUUUAAGUUGCGAGUAAACAUUAUGCCAAGGCACCAGUUUGUUAUUUAUCCCCUCUCGAAAAGUUGAAAGUUGACAAUUACCACGAAUAAUGGUAGGAAAUGCUUUUUUUCUUUUCCUUUCAGGUUCCUGUAUCAGAUUUUCCCAGGUACUACACUGCAAUGUCAGCGGUUGUUGUUCAAAGCAGCAAAAACUGGAGAGCUGGAUACUGUACAGAAACUGGUAAGCAAAUUUCUAUCUUUUAACUCUGCUAUUGUAUUAACUUCCUUCGCCUGGGUGGGAGGCUACGUUUCGAAUGACUUUUUUUUUCCGUCCUUGCUUCGAGAAUAGAAGUGCAAAACAUUGCGAUUAGUAACAAAAAGUGGCUAUACCAAGACAGAAAAAUUUAACGAGCCUAUCAUAAGGUGGUGAUUGGGGUUUGAUGUGCGGUAAUGCGGUAUCAUCUAGCCCUGCGGUAAUAGUGUGGGUUUUUAUCCUUUUAGCUGACGGUAUUUGGUAAAAGAAGAUCCUUUACGGUAUCACGGUAUCACCUUCAUUUGCGCUCUCCUGUCUAAUACAGGUCAAUACAAUAUGCAACAAAAAAAGCAGUAAGCUUUAUCGGUUGAUAAAAGUUGAUGUUUUUAAGUCUUUAGACAUAAAUGUUGAAUGAUUACACCAUGACAAUUAAUCUACGAUGUCUGAGCUGGUGCAUUCAAUUUUAUCCUUGGUUUAAAUUUUAGGUACCGUCUUUCCCCUUGUUUUUAACUACUUCUCAUACACUACCAGACCCGAAAACAAAGGGAAAUAAAAUUUAAACCAAUAAUAAAAUUGAACCACAACACAUACCUGCUUGAGAUAAUCAAACAUCCUCAUAUGGAUACAACUUUAAGUAACCAGGUUGACCUUUGUGAGAUUACACAAGAAGCACAUCCACGCAGACAUAAUAGAGCGUAACUUUGCGAUAAAACACAACCAACAUAAGAUUGAAACUUUUCAUUGACUUUUUUUUAACGUCAUUCAACGUCGUAUGUGUAUGAUAGAGGGGGACAUUGGGUGUCGAAAAAUCGACAAAAUACCCAUACUGCUACUGGGGUAGUGAUGAUUAUAAAUGUAGCAUCGGUGUUUUGUCGAUUUUUCUACUCCCAAUUACAACGUCCCCCUCUAUCAUACACAUACCACGUUGAAUGACGUUAAAAAAGUCAUUAAAAAGUUUCAAUCUAACUUUGGUUGUGUUUUAUCGCGAAGUUACGCUCUAGUACGUCUGCGUGCAUGUGCUUCUUGAGUAAUCACACGAAGGUCAACCUUGUUCUAGGCCAAACAUUUCAACUGUCUGAUAUUGUGCGCUUCUCGGAUAAAUGCAUUGAUGUUCGGCCACUCAUCUAUAUUCAGACAUAAAUAUGUUUUGUCUAGACUGACCUUUGUUUCAAUCCACAUAGUGCAUGCACGUAAGAGGCCUACUGUACUAGAAACGUUACUUCCGCCAAAAGAUUGUUUUUGUCAGGAAUAUCUCAUAUCUCAAUGCUAGUAUCAGACUUUCCUAUCAGUGGGGCUUCAGCACUGUACGAUUGAGUUACUCCUUAGUAAGGUAACGAUUUGAAGUAACAAUUUUUUAAUAGCUAUAUUUCAUGAAAAUUACAGAGAUAUUAAAAAUAAAGAAAACUACACCAAGGAAACUGGAGAGGAAGCCAAGUAACCAAGAUACGAAAAAAAAACUGAAAGUUUUUCUAAAAUCACCGUCAUAUUUCAUCCUAUUUGAUCUUAUUUGACAUCAUACGUUCAAACACCUCUGAAACAUUUAUAGGUCAUCAAAGCUGUGUUUGUCACAAUCUUGCGCAUAAAAUAAGAAAAUACACACAUACUUUAAAAGAGCUUUUCAGCAUCAAUAGCACAAAUAUAGGUGGGAGUUCAUUCAAUUCUAAGACAUCUAAAUUCUGAGUUUACUAAAAGCUCCUCUAUAAAAGCAUCGCCUAUAUUUACGGUAUGCCAAACUUGAUUGACAUUUUCUUCUUAGUCUUGUUCACUUUGCAGCCGUGAUAACCUAACAAUAAAAAAGCAAAUGGAAUGAAAUAUGCCGGGAUGUUCUAGUCAGCACAAGACUGCAAACAGUCUUGUUUUUCCUUCAAAGUUAAUAGGGUAGUACAAUAUACGCGCGUGUGCGGCGAAGCGAGGCCCGAGAAACGGCGCCGAACUCAAGAAAAGAGAGUCUGUUUCACAAUAAUCACCGGAUGUUUAGAGGGAUGCGCUGCUUGACCUGCUCUCGUGGGGAAGUGUGUUGUUAACUCAGUUAUACUGUGUUAUUUCCGUGAAUGAAGGUAGGACGUGUGGAAGCGUGUGGAAACAUCUUUUUAUUUUGGAAGAAGGAGAACUCUGUUAAACACCAGAAAGCUCAGAAAAAAAUUUGAGCUCCAGGUGAGAAUCCAACUCACGACCGUCCGAGCUCUGGUUCGAAUGUUAUUCCCUGAAUCGAAAAAGAUUCUGGACCAAAAAAACUUCUUCAGCGAACACUUGGACAUUCUACCUUCAGACCGCCCGUUCAAACUCAAAUUAUAUGUUUUAUGAAAGUAUUUCAUAUGGGCCUACAAAUGCGAUCGCUUUGUCUCGGCGCUUAAACACUUAAACACACAAGAUGAAUUUUCUUGAUAUUUUAUCAACUUCUCCCCACUACUUCUGUAGGAAAUGAAUAGGGGCAACAAAUGAGAAUUCAAGUUUUGAUCUUAGGCUUUAAAGGGUUAAGAUGAUAUUAAGUAAAUAAUGGCGUAGUUUCUACGACCAACAUCUCACAACGACGUUUUAUUCUUUUAAAAGCCCUAACAAACCUAACUGGCUUUUUCUUUCGUUAUGUUUCUCGCGGGGACGCGCCGUGUUUUCGAACCUCCAAAUGGAAACAGAAACUAGCAAACAAAGCUAGAAUAGGUUCUUCCCAUAUUAAGAUUAUAUUAAGGAAAUAAUGUCGUAGUUCCUGCGACCAAAAUCUUACAACGACGUUAUAUUUUUAACAAACCUUAACUGACUUACUUGCAUUUUUCUUUCGUCGUUUUCCUCGGGAACGCGCCCGUUGUUCUCGACGCUCCAAAUGGGGGUCUCCUGCUUUCCAUGUACCAUUCCAGUUUGCCCCGUUCUGUGUCCUGAAUCUUCCAUUCCAGUAUCGUGAACUCUGUUUAGGUUACUUUCAACGGCUCUCAGAACUGAGUAUAUUUUCUUCAAGAAGUACAUCACAGUGGCCAUCAAGACAAGUAAUACAAGGCUUAUUAUUCCGGUCGUCAUGAUUACAAUCGUAGCAGUCGUAGCUGUUGGCUUGAAGUCACUUUUGAAUAUUCAGAUUUGUAUUGUCCAGGAAUUCUGCACUUUUUAUGUUUCGUCAGCAAUAAACAUCUGAGAGGAUGUUCUUCGAAACAAUACGACAAAGCUUGCAAUACUCCACUCACGCUUCUUCGGAUAUCUGUACGAGUCACGAGUACUGUGCACCUUCCAAUGACAAUACAAUGUUCCACCGAAAGCGACAGUUUAAAUACACAAUUGCUCCGGUCACGAGUAAUUAAACGGCCUCCAACGCUUGUCAAGGCAAACUGACUUUUGAAACGUCCGCGGGUCUAUUUUUAGAAGAGCAGGGUAUUGUUCACACCCAUUUUCACUGAUCCCAACCGUAAGCAAUAGAAAACGUUUUCUUUCCGUGUUUGCAUAGCCUGACAUGAACACGAGAGGGGUUGGGAGAAUUCGAGACAGUUAUGCAAACCCGAAACGAAGUCGAGGGUUUGCAUAACUGUCGAGAAUUCUCCCAACGCCUCGAGUGUUUAUAUCUGGCUAUGCAAACACAGGAAAAAAGUUUUCUGUUGCUUUUAUAAAAUAACUUUCCCGAGAAAAAACGCAAAACUCUUUGUUAUGGCACUGAUUAAAAGAGAAAUUCUUACCAGUCGCAAAGCCUUGUCCACGAAGUCUUGCACGAGUAAUCAGUUCUUGUUUUGCAAAAAGAUACUUUCCAAGACACGGAUUUUUCUCGCUUAAAAUGUCAGCUUAAGCGAAGAAAAAUUGACACCCUUUCUUUGUAACGAUUUUCCAAGUUUCAGCCGACGAAGGAAUUGGUAAAUAAAGUAAACUUGUCGAGUGUUGAACUCGAAAACUUUUUCAAAUUCGUGCUUGCGUGAUUAGCGCGCGAAAAGCAAACAUCUUGACGCCACAACCAUGUUUACAUACUCUCAUGUAGGAGCCGAUUAAGUAAUCGGCUCCUGUCUCAUGCAAACACUCCUCUCGACCAAUCAGAGCGCGCGUACUAUCUUAGUUAUUUUAUAAAAAUAUUUAUUCCAUCACUACAAAACAUUAGAUUACUUGGACUAAGAGCAAAGUCACGAAUAUAGAAAGGAUUUGAACUGCAUGCAUAAGCUUUUAAACAGGAGUACUCGGUCGUCGUUCAAAAGUACGACGUUCCUCGAAUAUUUUACUCAAUUAUCAUGCCCUCUAGUCCAUUUCUUCUUCUUCUUCUUCUUCUUCUUCUUCUUCUUCUUCUUCUUCUUCUUCUUCUUCUUCUUCUUCUUCUUCUUCUUCUUCUUCUUCUUCUUCUUCUUCUUCUUCUUCUUCUUCUUCUUCUUCUUCUUCUUCUUCUUCUUCUUCUUCUUCUUCUUCUUCUUCUUCUUCUUCUUCUUCUUCUUCUUCUUCUUCUUCUUCUUCUUCUUCUUCUUCUUCUUCUUCUUCUUCUUCUUCUUCUUCUUCUUCUUCUUCUUCUUCUUCUUCUUCUUCUUCUUCUUCUUCUGCUUCUUCUUCUUCUUCCUUUUGUUGUUGUUCUUCUCCCUCUUCUUCUUCUUCUCUUCUUCUUCUUCUUCUUCUUCUUCUUCUUCUUCUUCAUUCUUCUUCUUCUUCUUCUUCUUCUUCUUCUUCUUCUUCUUCUUCUUCUUCUUCUUCUUCUUCUUCUUCUUCUUCUUCUUCUUCUUCUUCUUCUUCUUCUUCUUCUUCUUCUUCUUCUUCUUCUUCUUCUUCUUCUUCUUCUUCUUCUUCUUCUUCUUCUUCUUCUUCUUCUUCUUCUUCUUCUUCUUCUUCUUCUUUCUUCUUCUUCUUCUUCUUCUUCUUCUUCUUCUUCUUCUUCUUCUUCUUCUUCUUCUUCUUCUUCUUCUUCUUCUUCUUCUUCUUCUUCUUCUUCUUCUUCUUCUUCUUCUUCUUCUUCUUCUUCUUCUUCUUCUUCUUCUUCUUCUUCUUCUUCUUCUUCUUCUUCUUCUUCUUCUUCUUCUUCUUCUUCUUUUUCUUCUUCUUCUUCUUCUUCUUCUUCUUCUUCUUCUUCUUCUUCUUCUUCUUCUUCUUCUUCUUCUUCUUCUUCUUCUUCUUCUUCUUCUUCUUCUUCUUCUUCUUCUUCUUCUUCUUCUUCUUCUUCUUCUUCUUCUUCUUCUUCUUCUUCUUCUUCUUCUUCUUCUUCUUCUUCUUCUUCUUCUUCUUCUUCUUCUUCUUCUUCUUCUUCUUCUUCUUCUUCUUCUUCUUCUUCUUCUUCUUCUUCUUCUUCUUCUUCCUCUUCCUCUUCCUCUUCUUCUUCUUCUUCUUCUUCUUCUUCUUCUUCUUGUUCUUCUUCUUCUUCUUCUUCUUCUUCUUCUUCUUCUUCUUCUUCUUCUUCUUCUUCUUCUUCUUCUUCUUCUUCUUCUUCUUCUUCUUCUUCUUCUUCUUCUUCUUCUUCUUCUUCUUCUUCUUCUUCUUCUUCUUCUUCUUCUUCUUCUUCUUCUUCUUCUUCUUCUUCUUCUUCUUCUUCUUCUUCUUCUUCUUCUUCUUCUUCUUCUUCUUCUUCUUCUUCUUCUUCUUCUUCUUCUUCUUCUUCUUCUUCUUCUUCUUCUUCUUCUUCUUCUUUUCUUCUUCUUCUUCUUCUUCUUCUUCUUCUUCUUCUUCUUCUUCUUCUUCUUCUUCUUCUUCUUCUUCUUCUUCUUCUUCUUCUUCUUCUUCUUCUUCUUCUUCUUCUUCUUCUUCUUCUUCUUCUUCUUCUUCUUUCUUCUUCUUCUUCUUCUUCUUCUUCUUCUUCUUCUUCUUCUUCUUCUUCUUCUUCUUCUUCUUCUUCUUCUUCUUCUUCUUCUUCUUCUUCUUCUUCUUCUUCUUCUUCUUCUUCUUCUUCUUCUUCUUCUUCUUCUUCUUCUUCUUCUUCUUCUUCUUCUUCUUCUUCCAGGACCGGAACUGGACUAGCUUGCCUCCGAGCGUUUGUUUUCAAGGCGCGCGCGAGUGAGUGAGCAACGUUGAAACAUUAUUUAUUUUAAAAAAAAGGCUUAAUCGCUAUUCUAAAUGAAAGUUUCAAAGUUUAGAUGUAUACAUUAAUGGCGUUAUCUUUACCCAUCACCUGUUGUCUUAAUUCGGAAGAAGGAGAUUUCUAAACCCAGAAGAAAGCUCAAAAAAAUAUCCGAGCUCCAGGUGAGAAUCGUACUCACAACCUUCCGAGUUCUUGUUCAAGUUCGGAUGAUAGGUGACAAAGUGCAAAAUUAUGCCUUUACUGGACUGAUCACGAUAGUUUUUCUAGUCAUGGUUAUUUCCAUUUUGCCACAAAGUAUGACAUGUCUAAACGAGUGGGUCUUGUAGAAAAAUAGGAAAACCGUAUCGAAAAGCAUUUGUAUAGAAACAACAAACAUGUAAAUCUUAUUAUGCGCGCAAACAGGAUGGUCACGAAACUUCCGGCAUGCUUAAAUAUUUUUAUAAAAGUAUUGUUCUCACGUCUUUUGAUUGGUGAAACAUUUUCGCUGGCCACUCAAGGCGACCAUAUAUCUAAACUAUAUUGGUAGCUCCGUUUCCUUAUGUUUCGUUUUCGUUUUCGUUGUUUUUUUUCUCCAUUUCUUGUUGUAAUAACGGAAAGAAGAAACUCAGUAUCAGCUAACAUCGUACAAGUGUCCUAAUCAUGGAUUAACAUGAAUUUUAGAGAAGAAAAGAAGAUAAAGGUCAAUUGUGAGGAAAACCAAAAGAAACUACACUGACACUCAGCCAUGGAGCUUACAAAAAAAAUAAGAACUGUUUUCUUUUUUCAUUCAGUGACACAGGCGGUAUCAUUCACCUUCAUAAUAUUGAUACAGGUCCAAACAGGAUUUUUGCUAAGGUUUGAAUACCUCAAACAUUUAAUAGACUGCAAAACAGUCGGUUUUUUCCUCAAAAUCAGUAAAGAAAUCGGUAAAGCGUGGCGUGAGAGUCUUACGCGCGCGAAGCGCGCGAGCCAGCGUCUCUCCCCAGUCUCGCUCUCUGUUUUCAGCCUCGUUCCACACCUUCUGUUUGACUGCUCGCACGUGCUUGAAUACGCAAAAAUACGGACUGUUUUGCAGUCUAAACAUUUAAAGGUUUUCAAAGCUAUACGGUUAUGACGUGGUUAUGAGCGAAUACAAGCAAAGUGUUAUGUUACUUUUUCGCGCUUCUCUUAUGAAAGGCUUUUUAGGAUCAGUCUCAAAAAUAAAACUACGAUUUCAUCUAAUUCUUAGACAUCGAAACUCUGAUUUAGCAUCGCCAACAUAUACAAUAUGUACACUGUACGUAAGAGUUAUCUGGCUUGGUCUUGGUCACUUCCCAGCUGCAAUAUCCUAACAAAAGAAAAGCAAGUGAAAUUAGAUGUACCCGGAUGUUGUAGUCUAACACUAGACUUCGAGCAGUCUGGUUGAUGAGGACUUUUUUCCUUCCAACGCAAGUUAAAAAUCUAGAUGUUUCCUGUAGUCUUUUUAAGCCUCCAAGUGGUUUGAUUUUGUCCGUAGCUGCUCUCAUUCAGCGCUCUGAACUCUUAGGAACAGAAACUAGGAACAAAAUCUUUUGUAAAAUUUAAAGGUCACAUGAAAGCAACGUUUUAGAUGGGUUAAGGUUAAUCCCUGUUCCGGCCGUGAAAAUUUCGUUACUUGAACUUAACACAGUAUAAUACAAAGUUUUUUCUUCCCUUUUCUUUUCAAACUUAAACUCACUUACUUCUUUGUUUCUUUCGUCAUGCGCGUUCCACAAGAACAUGACUCCACCGUGCACCUCUGUCCGUUUUGUAGCCUCCAUCUCAAUAUCGUGAACUGGGUGAAAACUGCACUCAACGGCUCUCAGAAUUGAGUAUAUUUUCAUCACAAAGUACAUCACAAUGGACACCAAGACAAGUAAUAAAAGGCUUAUUAUUCCGGUCGUCAUGGCGACUUCGUUUCUUCUUUUCGUUCACUGACUGUGAAUGUGGUACUUUUUCUGCCCACUGAAAAAUACGUGCAAAAUUGGUUUUCUUCUGAUAAAUUUUCCGUCAUGGUGUUCUUAAAGCUUGCCGGACUCUACUUUGGGUUCCUCGGAUAUGUGUUAACGGGUCCAACAGUGACGAGUAUCAAGCACGUUUCAGUAAGCUUACUGCUUUGAAAUAAUUUCUUGCGUCACGUGUAUUUUCUGUUCUAAAAGUAGACUGAUGUUCCGAGGAAAUUUAAGUACUUACAACUGUACAGUACCGCAAGUGAUUCCCGACCCGACCGCAAAUGAUCCCCAAAAUCGACUGUAAAUGAUCCCAUGAGGAAUUAGGAAAUGGAAUGGAUUUCAGGCAUGGACGGUAAAUGGUGGUGAGAACUUGAACAAGGCGUAAAACAACGCAGUGAAAAAAAAAGAAAAGUAGCCGUUCUGCUUUUUUUUUCUCCUUUCUCUUAAACAAUUAUGACCUUACAAUAUUCCACCGAAAUCGACAGUUUUAAAAGCGUAAGUCGAGUGCUUAAAUACACAAUUUCCGUGGUCACAUGUCCUCCUCCGACACUUGUCUGGGCGGGCUCUUAAAGGCCGUUGAAACCAUAGGUAGCCCAAGCUCGAAAUAUCAGCAUCGGCAUUGUUGCGUAACAUUCAAAAUAUAAGGAUUUGUAUGGGAAAAAAACCUAUCGUUUCUGUAACCUACGAAAAUGAAAUGAUUUCAAUAAAAAACAGCUUACCUUACUUAAAAUGUGUGUUACGUCUCUCCUGUGAGGUCCACGAGCCGAUUUGAGAAAACCGUUUACAUAAAAACCCAUAAAACGGCCAUAAAUCGGCCCGUGGACCACACAGGAGAGACGUAACACACAUUUUAAGUAAGGUAAGCUGUUUUUUAUUGAAAUCCUUUCAUUUUCGUGAGUUUCAGAAACGAUAGGUUUUUUCCCAUACAAAUCCUUAUAUUUUGAAUGUUACGCAACAAUGCCGAUGCUCGUAUUUCGAGCUUGGGCUACCUAUGGUUUCAACAAAGGUGGUUUCAACGGCCUUUAAGAGCCCGCCCAGACAAGUGUGUAAGCUAAAGGAAACCACAUUUAUGAACUUCAACUCAUUCAUACAAGACACGAAGUGACGCCACAGGUAGCCCAAGCUCGAAAUAUGAGCAUCGGCAUUGUUGCGUAACAUUCAAAAUAUAAGGAUUUGUAACACCAGAAGAAAGCUCGAAAAAAAAAAAUCCGAGCUCCAGGUGAGAGAAUCGAACUCACGACUCUCCGAGUUCUAGUUCGGUGACAAUGUGCAAAAUUAUGUCCUUACUUUUUUUUAGUCAUGGUUUAAUAUUUCUAUUUUGCCGACCACAAAUUGUGACAUGUCAAACUUCAAUCCAUAAGUGGUUAUUGUAGAAGCCAGAAUAGGAAAACCGUAUCGAAAGGCCUUUGUAUAAAAACAACAAACAUGUAAAUCUUAUUGGUAUUGCACAAACAGGAUAGUCACGAAACUUCCGGCAUGCUUAAAUGUUUUUAUAAAAUUAUUAUUCUCUAGAUAGAUGGUUGCCGUGGGUGGCCGAAUUGGUAGCUCCGUUUCCUUGUUUUCGUUUUUUCGUUUUUCUUUUUUUUUUUACUUGGGUUCCAUUUCUUGUUGUUUUAACGGGAAGAAAACAACUCAGUAUCAGCUGACAUCGUACAAGAGUCAAGCCGUUAAAAUGCUCAAGUUGUCAUGGAUUGACGUGAUUUUUAGAGACUGAGGAAAAAAGAUAACUUCGUAAAGGUAAAUUGUGAGGAAAACCAAAAGAAACUAAAACACUCAGCCAUGGAGCUUACAAAAAACACUUAGGAAAUGUUGAGAAAGCUCAUGAUUUCUUUUACAGUCAGUGACACAGGCGGUAUCAUUCACCUUCAUAAUAUUGAUACAGGUCCAUACAGGAUUGUUGCUAAGGUUUGAAUACCUCAAACAUUUAAAAGUUUCCAGUCAAAGCUAUGCAGUUAUGACGUGGUUAUGAGCGAAUACAAACAAAGAAUUAUGUUACUUUUUCGAGCUUCUCUUAUGAAAGGCUUUGUAGGAUCAGUAUCAAAAGUAAAACUACGAUUUCAACUAAUUCUUAGACAUCGAAACUCUGAUUAAGAGUUCUCUAUGAAAAGCAUCGCCAAUAUAUACAAUAUGUACACUGUACGUAAAAGCUAUCUAGUUUUAUCUUGGUCUUGCUCACUUCCCAGCUUCAAUAACCUAACAAAAGAAAAGCAAGUGAAAUUAGAGGUACCCGGAUGUUGUAGUCGAACACUACGCGCCCUAGUGGCGAGGUCCCCAGACGCGAGAAGUGGGGGCAGAAGAAUGCCCUGACUUUCCAACAAUGGCAUUAGCGGCGCUUGACUUGCUGUCCUGAGAAACAGUGUUGUUAAACUCGAUUAUACAACGUUAAUGAAAGUUGGUUGAGCAUGACUUCUGUAAAGAAACAUCUUUUCGCGAAGGGUUGUUAAAAAACAACUGAAACGUAAAUAAAAACCACAUCUUUGACUAUUUGCCUUUCAACGCAAGUUAAAAAUCUUAAUGUUUCUUGAUAGUCUAUUUAAGCUUCCAAAUGGUUUGAUUUCGUCCGUAGCAGUUCUCAUUCAGCGCUGUGUGCUCUCAAGAGCAGAAACUAGUAACAAUGAACUUUCUGUAAAAUUAGGGGUGAUGAAUGGUCCAUGAAAAUUUUUAACUGCCCGCAAAAUUUUACCUUUGCUCGAUGUGCUCGCAAAAUUUAAAGGAGUGCUCGCUUACUCGUGCUCCCCAAAUUUUUGCGUUGCUCGCAAGCUCGCAAAGCAAUUUUUUUUAUUUCUGGUCGUGCUCGCAAAAAAAAUAGCAGUGCUCGGCAUGCUCGCGAAUGCUCGCAAAGACCAUUCGUCACCCCUAAAAUUCAAAGGCCACGGAGAGCAACAUUUUAGAUAGGUUAAGGUUAAGCCCUGUUCCGGCCGUGAAAGUUUCGUUAGCUUGAACUUAACACAGUACAAUACAAAGUUUUUUCUUCCCUUUUCUUUUUAAACUUUAAUUCACUUACUUCGCUGUUUCUUUCGUCAUGUUCCUGUGGAACGCGCGAGGUGUUCUCGUACUUCUCGGCCAUCAAAAUCAGGGUUUGCCUCUGUCUUGGUGCUACUCCACCGUGCACCUCUGUCCGUUUUGUAGCCUCCAUCUCAAUAUCGUGAACUGGGUGAAAACUGUACUCAACGGCUCUCAGAAUUGAGUAUAUUUUCAUCACAAAGCAUAUCACAAUGGACACCAAGACAAGUAAUACAAAGCUUAUUAUUCCGGUGGUCAUGGCGAUGUUUCUUCUUUUCGUUCACUGACUGUGAAUGCGAUACUUUUUAUGCCCACUGAAAAAUAGGUGUUUUUCUCCUGAUAAAUAUCCCGUCUUUGAUGUUCGUAAAACUUGCCAGAUUCUACUUUGGGUUCUUCGGGUAUUAACAGGUCCAACAGUGGCGAGUAUUAAGCAGGUUUCAGUAAGUUUGCAGUUUGAAACUUUGCUCGCCAAAGACGAAAGUGCUUAAAUAAACAAUUUCUCGUGUCACGUGCAUUUAUAAAAACAUUGAGCGAUAUUUUGGCCUGCUCAUUUCCUCUUUUGCUCAUUUGCAUUGAUGAUGCUAAUGUAUACAGGAAAUACGUGUGCCGCAUUUUUAAAACCAGCAAAACCAACGGAAAACACUUUAUUGCUGACCUCUUGAUAGAUCAGACUAGUAGUCUAUAAGAAGUGUCUUUUGUGAAGUUUCUUGACUGACACUAGUUAUAACAGUUACAACAGAGUCGAACUUCUAAAACUCACUGUAUUUUCCUGUAUUUUGCGCCUCACCUGUCUCGAGACUCAAGAGUUAACUUUUGUCAUCCAGAUAUACUUUUCUUAUUUUACUUCCUAAUUGGGUGAUAUGGUCUUUCCAUCAAACGUAUAUAACGUUCAAUUCAGUGACCAUAACACGAUAUUGGCGGUUAAUCGCUGAACAAAAGUUAAACCUUAAAACCAUCUGAGUAUUUCCUGUUCAAACUAUAUCAUUUCUCUCUUCACAUCAGUUGAAAACGUGACUUUUCUGGGUAGAGAAACUAAAUAAACGUGAUCAAAGGCCGUCAAAUAAGAAUUUCAAAUUCAAUAGGGUUCGUGCAGUGGCACGUUGGGUUUCUUUUUGGUGGCUAAUUUAAAAGUUAGUCAAGUUAAAAACAUAUAAUUGUAUUGUAUUAACAGAUUUUCAACACGCAAAUGAUUAUAUCCUUUAGCCUUAGCUUUAUUCUUAUCAUAUUCUUAAAGAAAAAAAAGUUUAUUUCGAUGACCGGCGAGCAGGUAAGAAUUGUUAUUUUUGUAUGUUUUGACUAGAAAAGUCCUAUUUUACAUCUUUGAAACGUUUAGGAAGUCAGAUAAGAGUAAAUCUGGAUGACAAAAGUUGACUCCUGAGUCACGAGGCAAAUGAUUCACAGAAUACAUGAAACUACAGUGUGUUUUAAAGGCUGGAUUCACCAAACCACCGUUCACCAAAAAUCCCUCUUAUAGACCGCCAAUUCUAGCGUAGGGAAUCUUUUCAUAGUGUUUUUAGGUCAGUACGAUGUUGCAAAAAAACUGGGCCGUCGUUUGCAAGUUUUUCCUUUUUGCCCGUCUUCGAUAAAACCGUGACAAAAGACGACGGACGAAUUAACGAAUAAUCCUCUGAUCCGUCUUUCCCUACCCCUUACGUUGAUAAAGGGGCAAAUAAUGGCUCCGAAUAUUUGCGGUAUUUAGCUCCGAUCAGCUUGACUAAUAAUUGUAAAUUGCUUAUCAAUUUUAGAGAUCAAUUCCUCUUCCUUGUUUACCAUAGGUGGCUUUUUUUAAUGCUGACAAGAACUUUAUUAAGUCCAAGGAACACGGAUCAGGAAACACUGCACUUCAUAUGGCCUGUCGAAAUGGACACUUGGUGAGUAGUUGCAAUGAUAUUAAUAUACUUUAUGCAUAUAACCAAUCAUAUAAAGGGAAGAUACCAGAGGUUAGCCCUAUCGAGAAUACCUUCCAAACAAAUAUAAAUGAGAAAAGAAAACCUUACAAAAAAUAAAAAAACAUUAUGAGUGAAACUGAAGAUAAAAUUUUACAAUUAAAACUCUCAUUCUGCACUGUCAUAAAAUACGCUUAGGUAAAUCAAUUUUGUUCUUCAUCUCAUUUUAAAGGGUACUGAGUUCUUUGCUUCUGCUAUUUCCUUAGGCAAAUCAUUCCACUGUUUAUUAAUUUUGGCAAAGAAUGAAUAUUUAUUAUGUCGAGUAAACUUAGAGCAAUUUGUUUCCACUACAUUUUUUAAACUGUAUCUUCAGUUUUCACAUAAUUUAUUGCAGUUCUGACUUGCCUCAUCGACCUUAUUAAAACUUACUUGUUUUGAAAUGUAUAUGGCAAUUGUAUAUAGUAAACUUGUAAUGACGAGAGCAUUAGCUGUUAUCUUUAAGGAAUAAAGUAAAUAAUAUGAGAAGAGGUGAUGCUAAAAAAUCGGUUUCAGCUGAGCUUGCUUUGCUUCAGUGUCUCUUUUAUCGACCAGUCUGGCUUAAACAUCAAAACUAUAAAUCAUGGUUUACUGGUUGGGUUUUCCCGCCCUUGACUAGCCUGCAGACACAGACGUAUUUCUGGUAGCGACGACCGGAAAUAUGUCUGUGUCCGCAUGCUAGCCCUUGACAUCAGCUAGCUCCAAAAUCUGAUUGGCUCACAGGGUAUGUCUGCCUGGAUUUUAGUUAAACAGAGUGGUGACCUCGAGUUCCUACGCUAAAAGCCGGGAGGCAACAGCGAAAAAACGCACUUGAGUAGGUCAUGGUCCGUUCUCUUCCGACUGGUUGAAAACAUUUUGCCAUUUUUUCGACCAGUCACAAGGCGAAAUUCUACUGAAACCGCUGUAACUAAAACAAAAUUUGUACUUAUGGCGUUAGGAGCUUGCGCGUCCAUUUCGUCACCUUUUUUUGCAUUGUUUUUUUUUUUAUGUUUUCAGGAUAUCGUUCUUUACUUGUUGGAAAAUGGAGCUGACAUUGAUAUGUUCAAUAAUCACAACAACACGCCAUUUUUCCUGGCCACCGAAAGUUUACAAAAAGAGAUCUGUCAGGUGAAAAGUGACUUGAUCUAUCAGGCAGCAGCUGACUGACUGACUGACUGACUGACAGACAGACAGACAGACUGACUGACUGACAGACUGACUGACUGACUGACUGACAGACUGACUGCGUGACUGACUGACAAACUGACUGACUGACGGACUGACUGACUGUCUGACUGGCUGACUGACAGACAGACUGACUGACUGACUGACUGUUCAACCAGCUGUCUGACUGAAUUACUGACCUAAUGAUUGGCUCACUGAAUGGCUGACUGUUUGACAGGAUGACUGUCUGAAUGGUAGCUGAUCCACCUGUUUGAUUACUGGAUGACUGGUUAGCUUGCUUAUUAACUGGCUGACUGUUUGGGUGAUUGAUGGCUUGUUUUAGUGGGUGACUGGCAGACUAAUGAUACAAUUGACUGCCUGACUGUCCAACUGACGUAUAGACCAACUGUCAGACUGACUGAUAGAUGGACUGACUAACUCAUGGGCGGCGUGAUUCAUAUGUCUCUGAAAUGGCUUAUUCUCUUCCUGUUUUUAGCUCCUUAUCGAGUGGGGAGCUGACGUGAUGAAACGUAACAAGAGUAGUAAGACAGCCUUUGAUCUAAUGCGGCAUUAUGAACUCAAGAAGUUUUUGGAAGGUAUGGAUAAUACCCUUGAACUUGUUUCGGGGUGGGAGAUAUUAGCGAAGCCUCCGAAAGUGUCGCCAUGUACAUGUGGGUGACACGCCAUACAUAAAAAAGGAAAAGAAAUCCCCUUAUAACAUCGUGGCUCACUGGCAAACGGAAUCCAUCACACACAGGGAGCCCAAAGUAGGGUUCUUCAUACAGGGCGCUUCGGAUUUUUAAGCCAGUUACUUUUGCUCGUUAUGAUGUUUCUUGUUUGUAAACGCCUUCUGUUUCUGUAGUUGAUUUUCGAUAGUUAUUCCUUUAUGAAUAAAAACUGUCUACAGAUUCACCAACAUUGACAGUGAACUUUCUAUAGGACACCAUUAGUAACCACAAUCUAAUAAACCACCAGCAAGGUUUGAUCCCAAUAGAACCCGGCAGACGAAGCUGAAAGAAAGUUGUUUUGGGCUGUUCUCAUUGCAGAUAAGUAUAAAGAAUGGCAUCAGCUUGUACCUCAGCUGAUAUCUGGUGAUAUCAAGAGGUUGACUAAAGUGGUAGAAGCGCAUCACAGGAGAGAGAAUAUGUUGGCCAGUUUAAGAAGCAGGUAUAUCAUUUAUUUCCUGUAAAAUGUUUGGUUAAACCCUCAUGUUGCUAUUGGCUAUACAGGGAAAUUUGUAUUAGCUUUUGUAGAGACGUUUCAGUUUGGCUUGCUUGGUUUCCAUUUCAGACCACGUAAUGUUGCUUCAGAGAACAGUUUCUUUCAAAUGUCCCCCAACUAGACCAGUUGUUUAAAAAAGCACCUACCAAAUUUUUUUGCGCGGUAUCAUUCACUACCAAGCCCUUGUCACAUAACGUUUUUGAUUGCUGUUUUAACACCACUGGAAACUUCUUUUCUAUUUCUUUCUAUUUUUUCCAGGUGUGUAAGCGGUAGCACACUGCUCCAUACCGCUUCUUUCUUUGGAGCUAUACCAGUUAUCAAGGUACAAUUUUCAGACUUUUCGUCAUGUUCCCAUUAUAACGUUUAACGAAAAUGCUUUUAUAAGUUGCCUGUGUCAGCUAAUCUCUUCUCAUCUUUUGUGAAAGACAUUCAAACAUGCAUUUGCGCGUGUAAUUACGGUACCGAAAUCGACCUCCGAAGGUUCCCGUUUGGACUCUUUGAUCGCUAGGAUGGGUGGAGCUAUCUCUUGGUAGUUCCAAGUUAAACUUUUUCACUUCUCCUCUCACAAGUGGAAUUUUAAUUGCGUGUAGCUACAUUUGUUGCUAUUGUUUUCUAUCAUUAUUUCUAGUUAAAAACGAAAAUCAAUGGUUAUGUUGACUGUUGCUUUGUUUUAUCUCAGACCCUGCUCUCCGAGGGUGUAGACGUGAAUAUUUUAGAUUACAAAGGAGCCACGCCCCUUCACAGAGCCAAAGAUGCCGCAACUGUAGAGGUAACCUGGUGCUUUUGUUUACGCCCGAUUAUUCGCUUUUUUUAAACACUUUUCCGCCCAUCCUUAAAAAUACUUUUAAUUUUGACAUCGAAGAAAACUAUCAACAGUCUUCAUUUUGCGUAACAUCACUCCAUAUCUCCUUAAUACCUUCAUCUAACUCAGUGCGAAUGUUUAUAUCGUUUUCGUUUGUAGCUACUCCUUGAGGCAGGAUCAAAUAUCGACAGUGAAGACCACGAUGGCAACACACCACUGCAUGUGAAAUGUUAUGGCGAGAGCGGAGAACCUACAGACUUAGAAUGCAUUGAGAAAAUGGUAAGAUUAACUAAAGCACUUCAAACCUCCACCCAUAGCAAAUCACAUCAUGGAUAAUAGAAAGACGAUCACGUAGAGUUAUGAAAGUUUCAAAACACCUGGGCCGAGUUGUUCAAAGUUGGGUUAAGAUAACCCAGGGUUAGCGCGAGAUUUGAAUUCAGAUAUGAAAGAUUAAAAAGCAUUUCCGUUUUAAUUCUUUUUGUCGACAAGUUGAUGAAUGGAAGCUCUAAAAAUAACAGAGAAAACUAUAAGAGAAAAUGUUUUUGAACACAAGAAAGAGAAACCCGGGUUAAAUUUAACCCCGGCUUAAGCGCUAAUCGGCCUUCGAACAACUGGGCCCUGGUCCUCUCUCAUAUUCAAACACCCGCUUGACAGGAUACGUCCCUCUUUUUUUUCCUUCAAGUUGACUACUUUUUUUUAAAAUUUCAACAGUUGAUGAAAGAAGCUCCACUAAACAUCAGAAAUAACCGAGUAAGUAUAAAAUACGGAACUUAAACGAUUUUGCCUACGAACACGGGUAGGGUACCUGUUUCCUAUGCCUUGAUACCAACCAAAUAUGGUUUUUAUCCAUGUGGUUUUGGCAUUUUUUACUCUAACUGGUAGUGAAUAUCUGUUGCUACAAGUUUGGAUGAUUUAGUAGUUCCCGUACCAAUCUUCUCCCCCUCCCAAUUUCCAAGGGAACAACUUUGAGGACGAAUUUGCUCGUUUUUUAGACUCUCCUAGCUUUCUUCUUUUCUCUCUCUUGCUACAUGGAAGGGAAGGAAAGAGACCAUGGGGGACAAGGUUUUUGUGGCACGCUGGAAACGGUUUAUCGUGAAGUCUCUCAUAUCGCGUCCACUAUCCGUGCUUCGAAGUUGCUUACAUCUCGAAACGGUCAGCGAAGCAAAGUCUCUCCUAUGAGUUUUUUCCCUCCGCCUUCUGUUUCUAGCUUCUGCAUUUUCGUUUUGUCACUUUCACUGAAGUAUUACAAUCGUGUUGAUCUAAAACUACCGUGUUGAAAACCAUUCUUGCGGGUCCGUGAUCUUGGUUAUACUUUCCAACAAUCAAAAUAUGUUCACUUUUUUAGGAUUUAAUGCCGAUUCACUGUUGUGCCAUGCAAGGCCGGAUGGACGCCAUUCAAGCCUUGCUGUUCUUUGACACUGAAGAGAGCAUAAAACGAAACUUGGAAAUGGAGAGUGAGGUACUUAAAAACGACAUUUCGGCUGUUCCACUACGCAUGUUCAUGUUAACCUCGCCAAACACAUCGCGUAUCAGGUUACACAGUCUUACAAACCAAAGAGCAGUAAAAGACAAUGCUUACCACCGGCAUCAAAGAAAGGGUUUUCCCUCUGAUUGGUUGAAAAAUUAACCUAUCACAAAGGCUUGGCAGAAGGGCACCGGACUUCAAUGUCAGUUUUGUUCCCAGAGUCUCUCUCAGAAAGGAAAAAAGCCUCUGCAAACCAGAUUGGAGGGAUAAUUUAAAUUCGAACGCUAAUCGAUUUCUUGUAUGUAUAUUACAGAAAACCCCGCCCAGCUUACUUCAUUUGUCUGUAGCCAACGACUUCCUUGACUGUGCAAAAUGGUACGUAUAUUGGAAUUAAUAAAAUAAGAAAAAGUAAAAGUAACCUUUUUAGCAACGUACUUACUGUAAUUAAAAUCAAAUGAAGGCAUGCUUGAACAUAACAAAAAUCACUUGAGAAUGAUAGACCUUAUUCACGAUACCCGCCAACUUCUCACGCUCUUUAGGAUCGAUGGGAUAGUAGUAAUGUCACGAUGACGUGAUAUGAAGUAAAUGACCGGCGUCAGCAAAUAAGGUGGGCGUUUAAGGUGUGUUAGUCUCCAUUAAGAUUUUUUAUAUUCAAUUCUUAGGUUGGCGGAGAACAAAUUCGAAUUUAAAGAAAAGGAAACAGAUCUUCUUGUUCAUAAGAUCUUACUUGAGAAAGUUCCAUGGUAAGUUAAAUCAAAUGAGCCCUAGAGUGUCUCUACCGUUUAAACUAUUUUCCACAGUGUCACGAUUUCAGUGACACUGCAAACAGGUCAGUAAAGAUGCGAGUCUAUUUUUGAGAUAAAGAUGAAAACGUCUAAUUUGCAUCAUAAAUUAAAUGUGACCAGCUUCAAUCGCGGGAAAACCUUUGGACGAUGCGGGUUGUUAGAGAACCCAGUCAGGAGCGUAGCUAAUUAUACUCACGGUACACACGUGCGUACCUGAAAAAUCGAAGAUGUUAUAUAACAAUUAAUACUGCGGGAUAGAUACGAAGCUUGAGCGGUUUGCGACCAUUGCAGUGGUGUAGACCUCAAAGCCAGGUACUUGAUAACUUAUAAAUGCUCGCUUAAUCAUUUUGGUGAAAACGGUAAAGGAUACGUGCGUUAUUGCGUUGUUUAAUUCACUUUUCAGUUGUUAUAUUGUGUUUUUUUAGUGGCAGUCGUGUCGAGACCGUUCGAUUUCUAUUGGGUAAAGGUGCCUCCGUUAACCCAACAUACCCUGGAGGAAACACGUAAGAAUUGAUUUUGUUUUUGUCAUUAUUUACUUUCUUAUUGAGGAACAAAAGGUAUAUCUGCGAUCUUUGAAGUCGCAAAUAUGUCGGAAGAGACGAUUUUGUUAUUAAAUACAAACACUAAUGACACAAUGCAAUCAUAGAGGAGCCUGACCUUGCAGACACGUGUCUUCAGCCCUUUUUUUUUCUUUUUCGUUUUCCAGGGCUUUGCAUCUCACCGCUGGCUUGGUGAAUGCUUCAGAUCUUUUGGAGCUGUUGCUCUCGUUUAACGCUGAUGUCGAUGCUAUGAAUGAUGACCUGUGCUCCCCGCUGUUUUACGCCACUCAGUCAAACAAUUUGUAUGCUGCUAGCCUUCUUCUUAACCACGGUAUGUAAAGACACAGGGACUAGUAGUUUAGGAUACUUAUUGAGAUAUUCUACACCUUUUUAUUGUCAACUAUAUCUAUUCUAUAACGUCAUCAAGUACUUGUGCGUCAGUUGUAAGAAAUAACAACAACAACAACAACUUUAUUAACAAACAAAUAAAAUUACAGAAGUAUUGCCCUCAGCUAGCAAAGCUAUUCGAGGCGGGACAAUGCGUGCAAAAUAUAAAAGUAAAGACUUAGACUAUUAACUAAGGAAAGUUUACAGUUUAGAAAUAAAUGGAAUAAAAAUCGUAAUAGGGAUGAGGACUAGAUAACAGACUAUAAAAAAUAAAGAAUUAAACAAAUAAAUUCUAAAAGUAGAAACUAUAAUAAGGAAGAAUUUUUUUUCGACAUGUUUGGCUAAUUGAGCCUUUAAUUAGGGUGGGCGUAUCAAUAUAUCAUCUUCUGAAUUCAGAAUAUUAAAAAGUAAUUUGCAGAGUGUUUUUUGAACUUAUUCUUGGGGAGAUGUCGGAUAUGACAGGGUAUCUCAUUCCACGGCUUAGCCCCAAAGCGAGAGAAAGACAGUUUAUAUAAUUCUAGAAAUACGACUCACGUGGCCAGCAUCUCUGGAAUUUAUUUGAACUAUAGAAAGCAUUUACAUAAGAAAAGAAUUCAACUCCUACAGGACUGGUUUGGGACACCAAUAUGGCCGCCGUGACGUCGUGUGAAAACGCUCUAUCAUGUGUCGCCUUCAGCUCGGCACACGCGUGGUCAUUUUUGUCUAUCGCGUGUUUCGCUCGGGCUAAGAAAAAAGAGAGGCUGCACGUGGUCUAUAAAUAAGACGAAAGACAUGUAUUGCAUAGUCUCCCUCGCAGCCGUUUUUUUGGAUGUCACGCAACGGAGCGUUGCGUGACAUCCAAAAAACGGCUGCGAGGGAGAUCAUGUAUUGCAGGGCUGGGCCCCUUUUGAUACCAGCCAAUGGCUGAUAGGGCUACCCUGCCUAAAUAAACGUGACUUUGACUUUGACGUUAUUGUACCAGUCUUUUGCAAUUUGAAAAUGCGUUAGCACCACCAUGCAUUUUCUUUAGACCAGUUGUAUGAUAGACUUCGACUACAAAUACAAGAAUCGAAACCAUUUUGAUCCUUCAGUGGCGUGAUUGGUUACCAAUCUAUCAUUUAGUCAGUUAAGCGAUUAUUGUCAACCUCGCUCUCAAGAUCGAGUUAGGGAGAGCCCUGGGAACGAGUUUGGAUCAUUUUGAGAUUUAUUUCGAGGCAUUUUUUUUCUUUUUCGCAAACAGGGGCUAAUGUGCGGUUACGAAAUCUACAAGGUAAAAUAAAAACGUGUCUUACUUUAUACAUCUUAGUUUAGAAGUCGUAAACAACGUUGUGUUAGAUGUGCGUUAUUGGCUAAGCGUAAGAUCAAGACGGCUGGAUUUUGGCCAAGUUCUUUUUUUUUUUUGCAUUUUUAUUUACCAAGACGAAGUCAGCCAUCUUGACCGCACAAAAUUGGCCAAUAAAAGAUUCAUUAUAUGCCUAUUUCCAGAAAGAGAACUUUUACUUUAGGGACAAACGCGGAAAAUCCCGAGAAUCUUGCCCGUUCGAGUAGCCAAUUAGAAUGAAGGAUUGACUUCAUCUUGUCCAUUCGCGGAUUCAGCUAUAUUAUAUAUUGACCUUAUUAGCUGUUUGCUUAUGUUUAUUGAUUUUAUUACAGGGCUGACAGCCUUCGAUUUUAUUUCUGAUUUUGAGGAGUGGAUUGAAUGCGGUUACUUUAACGAAGAAAUCAAAGCUCGAUUAAAAGGUACACACGUUGGAUGCUCGAAUGUUUGAGUUUGGAGAAAACGAUAGCCAAACUUUCUCUACACUUGUGAUUUCCUUUUUUUAAUUUUAAAUGCUCAUUAUUGAGUUUCCCAGGUGGCCGAACAGCAAACGGAACAAAGACAAGAGAGGUGUUAUGUAGCAGCUGCUCGCGCGAAAGAGAAGUCACCAAUGGUGCCUAACCCUAACCCUAAACAAUACUAAGACCCUGUUUACAUGGAGCGGGGGACCCCGGUCUAGUGGGGUAAGUUUCUUUUGUUUUGUGUCCCCCAGAGCGUGAAAACAAAAGAAACCAACCCCACAAGACCGGGUCCCCCACUCCAUGUAAACAGGGUCUAAAACAAUUGAAAGAAUGACAUGUCAUUGUUUCCUUGCGACCAAUCAGGAGAGACCUUACGAACAGCUCCUACACAACUCCAAGAAAGAGUUUGAGGAAUCUCAAUUUCUUUUUUUGAAGUGCUUUCGCUCAGCGUCUUUGCAAAUUAGUUGGAACAAAAGAAAGCGUCUACAACUCCCACAAAACGGGUUGUGUUUCAUAUACCGGAAUUUGAAGUAGUUAAUAAGUAACAAAGCAUAGAUCACAUUAACAACAGAUGUCGGUGUAUGACAGUGGAUAAAGAACGGAGCAUCAAUAACAAAGAAAUUAAAAACAAUAGAUUCUGGUACAUGAACGUCUACCCCACAAGAUUGGCUUGGAACACCAACAUCGCCACCGUUUGACUCUCAUUAUAUUGAAACACAAAUAUGGCCGCCCGUUACGUCAUGUGAAAGCGCUGUAUGCAGCGAAUUUAGUUAACUAACUGAGUUUUUUCAACUUUCUUAGUCGACAACUACUAAAACGAGAAAACAUCACGGUUUUUUUUUUAUUAUUUCUUUUAGCCUACAGUCUCAAACAUGCUAGAGACCUGGUACGAGCCAUAACCAAGAAAGUAAAGAACCAGCUCCCAGCUUCUACGUCACAGAGAUCCCAACCUGCUUUGCCAGGAAUCGGUACUGGUCACGUGCCUCUCAUGUUGCCACCUAUAAAAAGGGACCGAUGAGUUAAACAAGUUCAACUCGUUCCCACAAAGGUUGGAAGGCCAAGCUGAAUGAACAGUUUUGCAGAGCUGGAGAGAGUUCUAUAAAGCUCUGUCGUUGGGAGUGGAGAAAGCAAUCAAUUUGAUAGUGAAUUACGAAGUUGUUGUUUUCGCCUCCUGCCUAAUAUGCUUUUAACUGGCAAUAUAUUUUCGGCCCUUUUUUGUUCCUCACUGUGACAAUAGACCACGUUCGAUAUAUUAAAAUUCUAACAUGACUCCGAGGCUUUAGGGUCAAAAUUGCAAAUUCACGGCUCCACUGUCUUGCAAUUCCCAGAAGAGACUUAAAACUCCAAAUAUAGAAAAAUGAUCAGAAAGCCUCGGAAACAUUACGAUUUUAAUAUAUCGAACGUGGGCUAAAGAGAGAAGAUAUCGUUACAAAUGUGGCAGAAAAAAAAACGAAAAAAAUACGACUUUCCUAUGCACGAUUGCUCUCAGGAGCAAGACUGUAGCCCAAACUUUUCUUCCAUUGUUCGACAGUGCAAAUGGCCGUUUCUGUCAAGAAAGAUCGUUGAAAUCCAGAAAUCUUUCUACCAUAGUAACGUGAAAUCACACUUCCUCUCUCUAUUGUAAUCUAUCUAUCCUUUUUUAUUUCGCCUUUGGCUUUUUCUCGCUUGUUUCAAAACUUCCGAUUAACAUCCAAACGAACAUGCUCCUGAUCAUCUCCGAAUUACACAAUACGGCGCCGUGUUAAGAAAGAAACUCACACAAAACCCCACACACUCCACCCUACAGAGUAAAAGCAAAAAUAUCGAGAAUUGUAUUUAUUUUCUUGCCAAAUUAGAUGUGAAAAUCUCCCGUAUUGACCAGACCAGAGCUGCUGCUUCUUACAAAUAUUUUUAUAUUAACAACAGUUAAUUGUUCACAUUUUAAAAACCAAUUAUUAAAAACAGAAAAAUCGAGCCAAAGUUAGGCUCAGUUUAGCCUAGAAGCAAGACAUUUUGCAUUCAGGGACUGAAUUGAAUUGAAUUGAAUUGAAGCGGACUUUCUCCUCCAAAUCUGUAUUUUGCUUUCCAUAGUUGAUCUUCUUUCUCGUUCCGAACUGUUUUUAUCUGCUUAUUUUCUUUUCUGAGAAAUUCUUAACUUGAGUCUGACGUUUUCUGUUUGCGGUAAAUGUAAAUCUUAAUCUCUCUAAUUAUCAAAGCAUGAGUCCGGUUUAUUUUGUACUAGUUAUUUUGAAAAUGGACGUCUGGAACCAGGUGUUAGCUGGUCCAAGCCCCCACUAAUUUAAUAUUCUACUCAAUGUUACUCCCUUACUCCUUAAUAGAAAAAGUACUUUUUUCAUACCGGUCC
Messenger RNA from Porites lobata, 31725 nucleotides. NCBI's taxonomy places the organism in Eukaryota, Metazoa, Cnidaria, Anthozoa, Scleractinia, Poritidae. The record is from the annotation of a GenBank genome assembly.